Messenger RNA from Thrips palmi, 3034 nucleotides. Its product is annotated as probable cytochrome P450 6a23. Lineage: Eukaryota; Metazoa; Arthropoda; Insecta; Thysanoptera; Thripidae. The record is from RefSeq and is a predicted model, not a curated record. The transcript is spliced from 7 exons. Bases 127 to 1635 code for a protein of 502 amino acids. Gene Ontology annotation, molecular function: heme binding; monooxygenase activity; oxidoreductase activity, acting on paired donors, with incorporation or reduction of molecular oxygen.
AAGAACGAGGAACUACUUCGCACCACAUUGAAAACACAUUUUCUGGAAGAAGCAAAGAGAAUGUCUUCGCACUUUUGUUCAACUUAGUACGUGGGAACUUCAUGGGAACUUUUUCGUGUGUUGAGAAUGCAGUUCGGGACCACGGCAGCGCUCGCCGCGGCGACGGUGGCCGUCGCGCUCACGGCCGUCUACGUCUUCUACGCGAGGCGUUACUCGUACUGGCGCAAGCGAGGCGUGCCGCACUUGAAACCCGUGCCCAUCCUGGGGAACAUGAACUUAUUCAUGAGCGGCUUCAAAGUCCUCCUGGAGAGGCUGGAGCAGUUCCGAGACGAGGGCGUGUGCGGCCUGUUCAUGUUCUCCAGUCCCGCCCUCGCCGUCUGGGACCCGGAGAUGGUGAAGCAGGUCCUGUGCAAGGACUUCUCGAGCUUCCACGACCGCGGCAUGCCGUACGACGAGGCGGACCCUCUCAAGUGGCGCAACCUGCGCACCAGGAUGUCGCCCACCUUCACGUCCGGGAAGAUGAAGCGCAUGCUGCCGCUCAUGCGCGAGGCGGCCGACGACCUGCGCGACGCCCUCGCCGAGGGGGCGGCCAGGAGCGAGGGCAGUGAGGUAGACAUGCUUCUCUUCUUGCACCGUUUCUCCACGGACGUGAUCGGUUCCUGCGCUUUCGGCAUGCGCUGCAACUGCCUGCGCGAAGAGAACAACAAGUUCCUCGCCAUGUCGCGCAACCUGCUGCGGCAGACUUUCGGACAGCUUCUGCGCGUCAUGCUCAACUCUUUCAGCCCAAGGCUGGCCGCAUUAUUGCCGAUGCGGUUCCUCUUCCCGGAGGAACACCAAUUCUUCCUCACCCUGAUGCGCGACACGGUGGAGUUCCGCGAGAAGAACAAGGUGCAGCGCCACGACUUCGUCGACCUCAUGAUGCAGCUGCGCGAUGCCGGCCUGGACCACAGCGACCCGGACAACCACGUGGAGCUGACGACCAACAUGAUGGCGGCGCAGGCGUUCAUCUUCUUCGUGGCCGGCCUGGACAACGUGUCGAACACUCUGGGAUACUGCCUGAAUCGGCUGUCCAUCGACCAAGCGCUGCAGGACCGAGUGCGCGCCGAAGUGGACGACGUGCUGCGGCGCCACGGCGGCGACCUGUCCUACGAGGCCCUCAAGGAAAUGGACCUCGUCAACCGCACAAUCCUCGAGGGCCUCCGUCUGUGGAACCCAAUCGGUGUCCUCUUCCGGAGGUGCAACGCCACGACCAAGGUCGGGGACCUGGUGGUGGAGGAGGGCACGGCGGUGUUCGUGCCGGCCGUCAUGCUGCACAUGGACCCCGACCUGUUCCCCGAGCCGGCGCGCUUCGACCCGGACCGGCACACUGCCGAGGCGCAGGCGGGCCGCCACCCCUACUCCUUCAUGCCCUUCGGGGAGGGCCCCCGCGUCUGCAUCGCGUCGCGCUUCGCCCUCAUGGAGCUGCGGCUCGCCCUCGCCGUCCUCCUGCGCGACUUCGCCUUCAGCCCGGGGCCCAAGUUCGAGCGGGACAUCGAGCUGGACACCAAGCACCCCCUGCCCACUCCCAAGAAUGGGAUCCGACUUCGCGUGACGGCGAGGGAUCGGAAGCAGCCUCGUGAAGACGAGCUGUCUUAGCGCGUUCGCCGAAGAGACGAAGGACUUAACAAGCCUGGCCAGCAACCCCUUCGCUCGUCGCUGAAAGAAGAACAAAAGGAAUCAAAAUGCAGGAACCGGUAGCGGCCGAUGCUGAGAGCUCCGUCCAAACCAACGCUUUCAGGGUUCAGCUUUUGACUGUCCUCACUUGCGGUUACUGGAUUUUAGAUUACUGUACACUCAGAGGGUUUGUACAGAAGAGGGUUUGACUUUCGAACCCACACCUUGGCUCGAAUAAACCAGCCUUACGUAGGAUCGAACCCGUCUCGGUUCGAAAAUAGGACACGGUGGCGUAUACAUCUAUGGUUCGAUAUUUUGUCAAGAUGAGGGUUCGGUUUUCAGCUUUGUAAAUCAGAUAAGCAUUACCUUGCAGAUUUAGAUUAAUCUAAAUCUGCAAGGUUAUCACGAAAAGACAAACAUUAAAUGUCAACACAUGUCAAGGGUCAAAAUGGAAAAUGAAAGAGUUAUUGGAUUUUUGGAGGGCUUGGUCACAAAGCCAUAAGAAGUUCAAUAACUUGUCUAGUUUCCAUUUUCACCCAUCACAUGUGUUGACAUUGUUUGUCUUCUUCAGACGAACUCAAAUCUGUAAGGUGAUGUGUGUUUGCUCAUGUCUGAAAAUUGACGCCAGGUGCUUCCCUGCGAAUGUCCGCAGAGCCAAAAGCCGGCGAAGCGGUCGGAAAUCCCCCUGUCCGAAAAUCGGACCCCCUAGGGUUCGACUCUACUUGCGCCCGAUUUUGAAACUGAGCGACUAUUGGGACCACCUUUUCACUGUUCGAAAAUGGAGCCCCCAUUGCUCUCGGACUCGCUAUUGACAAUUUUUCCUAUCUCUGGAAAUUUGUGCAACACUAAUAAGUUACUUACGCUUUUCUGAUUGUUGUCAGCAUUUUUGUUACUGACAAAAUCAAUUCCUAAAUGAUCUUAUGCAGCAAAUUGUUUGUAUCAAAGAAGAAAGUACUACAUUAUGUUGUAGGCCAUAUAGUACACUGAGAUUCCAAACGCUAUGAGUAGCACAUAUGGUCCAAUGCACUGAGAGACCGCACCAUUCGUGCAAUGCCAUAGCCAUAUUGCAACUAACGUGCAAUACAACCCGGAAAAUGCCCUUUAGUUUUACGCAUGGAAUGCUGCGGGUCCACGUCGUGAGGUGCUGGUGACACCCUAAUUAGGUCAAUCCAGCAUCUCCUGAUUCCGUAGAUCAUAAGGAUCAUUUGCUUUCGUACCUGAAGCGGAUCAGGGGCUGGAGAUAGGGACGUCAUGCAGACCGUGACUGGGACAUAGACUAUGUUUAGUUUUUGAAACAGAGUCCGAGGAGGACCUCUGCAUUACUCAUAACAACAUCGAAGGUUAAGUUUUUAGUUUGUAGAAAAUUAAAUUUCAUGUCAUA